This is a messenger RNA of Abrus precatorius (Indian licorice), 1224 nucleotides long. RefSeq names its product (+)-neomenthol dehydrogenase-like. Gene Ontology annotation, molecular function: oxidoreductase activity, acting on the CH-OH group of donors, NAD or NADP as acceptor. The coding region runs from base 73 to 969 and encodes 298 amino acids. The record is from RefSeq and is a predicted model, not a curated record. The transcript is spliced from 5 exons. Gene Ontology annotation, cellular component: membrane. Lineage: Eukaryota; Viridiplantae; Streptophyta; Magnoliopsida; Fabales; Fabaceae.
AGGCACAUCGUAACACAGUACUGAAGCCUUCCUCUCACUGUUGAGCGUUGACUUCUACCUUAAGAAUUGAAGAUGGCAGCAGCUUCAGAAAGGUAUGCAGUUGUGACUGGUGCAAACAAAGGAAUUGGAUUAGAGAUUGUUAGGCAACUAGCUUUAGCUGGGAUCAAAGUGGUGCUCACAGCAAGAGAUGAGAAAAGGGGUCUUCAUGCAUUGGAAGCGCUCAAAGAUUCAGGUCUAUCUCACCUUGUAGUUUUCCAUCAGCUCGAUGUGGCUGAUCGUACAAGUGUAGCUUCUCUUGCAGAUUUUAUCAAAUCUAAAUUUGGGAAGCUUGAUAUUCUGGUGAACAAUGCAGGAGUUACUGGAUCCAUAGUUGGUGACUAUGCUUUAGCAGUUAUGGUAAUAAAUAAUCCUGGGGCAGUAUCAGAUGCUGACCGGGAAAAAGCAUUCACUGAAACAUAUGAAUUAACUGAAGAGUGUUUGCAAAUAAAUUACUAUGGUGCUAAGAGAACAGCCGAGUCCCUUUUACCCCUCUUGCAAUUAUCUGAUUCACCAAGAAUUGUGAAUGUAUCAUCUGGCUGGGGAAAAUUAGAGAGAUUAUCAAAUGAAUGGGCUAAAGGAGUCCUCAGUGAUGCUGAGAAUCUUACAGAAGAGAGAGUGGAUGAAGUAUUGAAGGAGUUUCUCAAAGAUUUCAAAGAAGGGUCAUUAGAAAGCAAGGGAUGGCCUAAGCAUGCUGGUGUCUAUAUGAUUUCUAAAGCUGCAUUGAAUGCCUAUACAAGAAUUCUUGCUAAGAAGUACCCUAAUUUCCUCAUCAAUAGUGUUUGCCCUGGUUUUGUCAAGACAGAUAUAAAUGGCAACAGUGGAGUUUUAACAGUUGAAGAAGGUGCUGCAAGUCCUGUGAGGGUGGCAUUGCUACCCAAUGAUGGUCCAUCUGGCAUACUCUAUAUUCGAAGUGAAGUCUCUUCCUUUUGAUUGAUAACAUUAUAUAUUUCCAAGGGAUACACUCUUUUGAACAUGUUUUUUUUUAUCGAAUUUCUUAUGAUUGGUUUAUUUUUCAAAAAGUCAGAUCAUUUGUCUCACAAAUUGAACACUUUUUAAAACUGAUUGGACUUUUCAAAAAAUUGACCAAUUACAAAAAGUGUAUGAAAAAUGUGUUUAAAAGAAUAUGUUGUUUGCCUUCCUUGUAUUUUCAAUGAUAUAAUAAGAUUAAGAGUAAGAUUUGGAUCU